AUGACCUGGUUCCAGAAGCAAAUCGCACUGCCGGCCAAGUCGCGCGGCUCUUAUCUCAUCACGGAUCAGAUUGUUUCCGCGCUGCCUGAGAUUCAGGAAUACAAAGUUGGCUUGUUGAAUCUGUUUGUUCAGCAUACGAGCUGUGCUCUUAGCUUGAAUGAGAACUGGGACGAGGAUGUUAGAGCAGACAUGAGUGACGCUCUUGAUCGUAUUGCGCCAGAAGCUGGUGCCAAGGGAGAGGCUCUGUAUCGCCAUGAUGCUGAAGGCCCGGACGACAUGCCAGCUCACAUCAAAUCAGCCCUCAUCGGCGCCAGCGUCACUAUCCCAAUCAGGGACGGCAGACUAGCCACUGGAACAUGGCAAGGAAUCUGGUACCUGGAGUUUAGGACAAGCAAACAUCGCCGUAACAUAAUAGCCACCAUUCAGGGAGAUAAGGGAGAAAAGGCAUAA
Messenger RNA from Trichoderma breve, 450 nucleotides. RefSeq lists its product as uncharacterized. The record is from RefSeq and is a predicted model, not a curated record. Bases 1 to 450 code for a protein of 149 amino acids. Lineage: Eukaryota; Fungi; Ascomycota; Sordariomycetes; Hypocreales; Hypocreaceae. The transcript is spliced from 5 exons.